Messenger RNA from Perkinsus marinus ATCC 50983, 765 nucleotides. RefSeq names its product ATP synthase subunit D, putative. Gene Ontology annotation, cellular component: vacuolar membrane; proton-transporting V-type ATPase complex. Gene Ontology annotation, molecular function: proton-transporting ATPase activity, rotational mechanism. The record is from RefSeq and is a predicted model, not a curated record. The coding region runs from base 1 to 765 and encodes 254 amino acids. The transcript is spliced from 7 exons. Lineage: Eukaryota; Perkinsozoa; Perkinsida; Perkinsidae.
AUGUCUCAGCAGAUGCCCCCAGCGAACCGUAUGACCCUACAGACCUUCAAGGCCAAGGGCGUCGGCGCCAGAAAGGGACACAGUCUUCUCAAAAAGAAGCGUGAUGCCCUAAAGAGCAGAUUCUCUCAGAUGCUCAAGGAAAUUGUGGAUACUAAGAAGGCCGUUGGUGAGAGCAUGGCCGAUUGCUCCUUCUCCAUUGCCAAAGCUAGAUGGGCCGGUGACAGUGAUUUCGUCCAGACCGUCAUUCAGCGAGUCAAGAAGCCUAGUGUGACUCUAAAAGUUUCAGCUGAGAAUGUUGCCGGUGUCUUCCUCCCCAAGUUUGACCUUCAAAGGGACACAGCCUUGGAUGUGAGCUUGUCUCACUGUGCGUAUGAAGGAACGGGAUCGCCUUCUCUUCAGCUCGUCAAGAUGGCCUCUCUACAGACAUCUUUCAUCACUCUGGAUGAGGAGAUCAAGAUGACCUCGCGUCGUGUGAAUGCUCUCGAGUAUGUGGUGGUUCCCCGCAUCGAGGGCAUCGUCCACUUCAUCGAACAGGCUAUGGAUGAGCAGGAGCGUGAGGAGUUCUUCAGAGUGAAGAAGAUUGUCGAGAAGAAGAAGGAGAAGCUAGCGAAGGAGACAGCUGAGCGUGCUGCAGAGGGAGGAGGUACGUCUUUGGUUGUGUCACUUUGUUGGGAAGCCGGUGUCCUUGCUAAGGCUGUAGGCAAUGAAAGCCAGGUCGGCACUGCUUUUGAUGACGUGAAGAAGGAUUCGGAAUUGGUGUUCUAA